AUGGCGACGACGACCCCAACUGAACAAGAACUGGUCCAUGCGAUCAAGAGCGUGUACGAAAAGAACCCCGAGUUCGGGUCGAAGCGCAUCCUGGCCGCGGUCAAGGGCUCGCACGCCGACUGGCUUGUGGGUGAAAAGCGAAUCUCCAAGUUGCUCAAGAAGCUGAAUUUGGCCCACCAACACCACGAAACCCCUCAAAUGGACAACCAAUCGUCCGACGACGAGCAGCACCACAACGACAACAACGCGUCGUCCCCUGGUGCCGCAAAGGAGGAACCGACUCUGCACCCGUCGUGGACGCUGUUGUGGAAGUUGCUGCCCCCAUUGUAG
Aphanomyces invadans is the source of this 330-nucleotide messenger RNA. RefSeq lists its product as hypothetical. The coding region runs from base 1 to 330 and encodes 109 amino acids. The transcript has 3 exons. Lineage: Eukaryota; Oomycota; Saprolegniomycetes; Saprolegniales; Verrucalvaceae. The record is from RefSeq and is a predicted model, not a curated record.